AAAAAAGAGAGAAAAGACGAUAUCCUUUAAUAAAGGAUUGUAACUGUUAGCGAUUUGCUAUUUCUUUCCGCUUCGAUUGGAUCAAAGCCAGAGAGAGAAACAAAGGAGAUUUCUGUGGAAUUGUUUGUUCUUUAAUCCCUCCUCAUCGUGUUCUUCAUUCUUUUUCUUCUUCUUCUACUGCUAUCAACCGCUUUGAUUCAUUUUUUCGAUGAGUAACGAUUUGGUUUCUCAAUUUUCGCCUCUGUUUCAUCUCUCCUUCAUGAUUUCAUUCCGCAACCGUUUUUUUGCUUCUUGAUGAUGAUCUGUCCGGUCUUUUAGCCGUCAAUCCAAGGCCUUGACGGUGUUUCUGUCUUUUUCCCCGGGAUUUUUCGGCUAGGACUUGUUUUCAUUGAUCCUAGGGUUUUCUUUUUCUUUUUUCUUUCUGCGAGAAUUUUGUAUCAUGGAGCCGCGAGUUGGAAACAAAUUUAAACUCGGUCGGAAGAUUGGGAGCGGAUCGUUCGGAGAAAUCUAUCUCGGUACUAAUAUUCAGACGAACGAAGAAGUCGCGAUUAAGCUUGAAAAUGUGAAGACGAAGCAUCCACAGCUGCUGUAUGAAUCAAAACUAUACAAAAUACUACAAGGAGGAACUGGAAUUCCAAACGUGAGGUGGUUUGGUGUUGAGGGGGACUAUAAUGUUCUUGUUAUUGAUUUGUUGGGUCCUAGCCUCGAAGAUUUGUUUAACUUCUGCAGCAGAAAAUUGUCUCUUAAGACCGUUCUUAUGCUUGCUGAUCAGAUGAUCAAUCGGGUUGAGUUCGUCCACUCCAAGUCCUUUCUACAUCGAGAUAUCAAACCUGAUAAUUUUCUUAUGGGCUUAGGAAGACGUGCCAAUCAGGUCUAUGCUAUUGACUUUGGUUUGGCUAAAAAGUACAGAGACACUUCAACUCAUCAGCACAUUCCAUACAGAGAAAACAAGAAUUUGACAGGAACAGCGAGAUAUGCAAGCAUGAAUACCCAUCUCGGCAUCGAACAAAGCCGCAGGGAUGAUUUAGAAUCACUUGGAUUUGUUCUUAUGUAUUUUUUAAGGGGCAGUCUUCCUUGGCAGGGACUCAAAGCAGGAACCAAGAAACAAAAGUACGAAAAGAUUAGUGAAAAGAAAGUCGCCACAUCUAUUGAGGCCUUAUGUCGUGGAUACCCUACUGAAUUUGCUUCAUACUUCCAUUAUUGUCGAUCGUUAAGGUUUGAUGAUAAGCCAGCCUAUUCUUAUCUAAAAAGACUCUUCCGUGAUCUUUUCAUUCGUGAAGGUUUUCAGUUCGAUUAUGUGUUUGAUUGGACCAUUUUAAAGUAUCAGCAGUCCCAGAUAACCGCCCCACCUGCUCGUGCUAUUGCUGGUGCUGGACCAAGCUCUGGACUACCUAUGGCUGUGGCCAAUGCUGAUAGGCACCCUGGUGGAGAAGAAGGUCGACCACCUCCGAGUGGCUGGGUACCAGCAGACCCCCUGCGAAGGAGAAACUCUGGUCCAGUAACAGGCACUGGAAAUUUAUCAAAACAAAAGCCCCCAGCAGUAAAUGGUCCAGCUGUUGCCAAGGAGCAUAUACUACCAAAUUCCAAUAUGUUGUUACGUUCAAGUGGAUCAUCAAGACGAGCUGCCAUCGCUAGCAGUCAAGAUUUAGCUGCGCUUGGAUGUGAAACCGAUCCAUCUCGCCCUCCAAUUCCAGAUCCGAGUUCAGCAGCUCUACACAAAAUUUCUAGUGCAAGGCAUUCUCCUGUAGUAUCAGCAGAUCAGAACCGUAACGCCUCUGGCAGAAACGUAUCAAACAUCAGGAACUUUGAGUCAACUCUUAGGGGUAUCGAAAGCCUCCAUUUUAGUGGAGGAGAUGAGAAGGUAAAAUAUUAGUGGCUAACACUCAGCUCGCUAUCUAUCUUGUAAAUAUGGUCGGGCGGUUUGUUCUGCUUUCGUUUGUGUUUUAGGAAAGCAGCAGCAGAAACAACUUGGAAACGAACAUUUACUGUCACAAAAUGGUAGGAAGAGGAGAAUUACUACGUGGCUCAUCGAAGAAACUUGUCAAUGAAUGCCCCAUUUUUAGUCGCCUUAGGCAGUGGGAUUCAGUUUCUCUAAUUUAUUUGUUGAAUACUGUUCGUUGUAUUCCAUUUUACGUAAUAUUUUAUCCUCGGCGUUUCUUUCCA
This is a messenger RNA of Cucurbita moschata (crookneck pumpkin), 2163 nucleotides long. Its product is annotated as casein kinase 1-like protein 2. Gene Ontology annotation, cellular component: cytoplasm; nucleus. The record is from RefSeq and is a predicted model, not a curated record. Gene Ontology annotation, biological process: endocytosis; peptidyl-serine phosphorylation; signal transduction. NCBI's taxonomy places the organism in Eukaryota, Viridiplantae, Streptophyta, Magnoliopsida, Cucurbitales, Cucurbitaceae. Gene Ontology annotation, molecular function: protein serine/threonine kinase activity; ATP binding. Bases 440 to 1873 code for a protein of 477 amino acids. The transcript has 14 exons.